AUGGAGAACUUGGAGCAUAGUGAUGACAUCAGCGUCCUGCCCACCCAUGAGGUGGAGCCCCCCAGGGAGGAGGACACACACUGCCCCCUGCCGUUCAGGCUGCAGCUGAUCGACGACCUGACCUACGAAGACGUGAAGAAGUGCUACAGAGGAUCGACUGUCAGCAAAUACAACUCUCAGUACCACAAACUGUUCCAGACGGUUCCUAAAGAGGAGAUCCUGAUGAAAGUGUAUUCAUGUGCGUUACUGAGAGACAUCCUGCUGCAGGGCCGACUCUACAUCUCCAGGAACUGGCUCUGUUUCUACGCCAACCUGUUCGGUAAAGACAUCAAGGUCUGCAUACCGGUGGUGUCAGUUCGGCUGGUGAAGAAGCACAAGACGGCCGGCCUGGUGCCAAACGGCCUGGCCAUCACCAUGGAUACGGGGCAGAAGUACGUGUUUGUGUCUCUGCUGUCCAGAGACAACGUCUACGAUGUUCUCAGGAGGAUCUGCACUCACCUGCAGGUGAACGGGAAGAGUCUGAGUCUGAAGCAGUAUCUGGAGGAGCCCAGCUCUCUGUCUAUGGAUGAGUUUCCGGAGGUGUUGAAGUGGAGGAGGAAGCCGUCGCUCCCGGCCGUCUCCUCGUCUCUCCCGGACCUGCUGGGAAACUCAACCCCCGUAAUCACAGCAGACAUACCGUUCAGCACGCACACACUCACAGACUCAUCACCUCCUGUUGUCCUCAAGUCAAGGAAGGGAGACAGCAGUUUGGAGACAGAGAAGAUCCUGCUGACAGAACCAGUACCUGAACUGGGUCACAUGGAGUACCAACUACUGAAACUCUUCAUCCUGCUCGUCUUCAUGUUGGUCCUGUCGUCUUGCUAUCUGGCCUUCAGAGUUUGUCGUCUGGAGCAGCAGCUGAGCUUCCUGAGCAGCCAGCCGACACUGAGAGAGAGGUGUGGCGAGGUGCCGUGCUGGCUGGCCAAUCAGAAGACAGGUACCUGA
Molecule: messenger RNA, 984 nt
Organism: Scomber japonicus (chub mackerel)
Lineage: Eukaryota; Metazoa; Chordata; Actinopteri; Scombriformes; Scombridae
Product: GRAM domain-containing protein 2A
Exons: 12
Coding region: 1-984 (327 amino acids)
Biological process (GO): regulation of store-operated calcium entry
Cellular component (GO): organelle membrane contact site; extrinsic component of cytoplasmic side of plasma membrane; endoplasmic reticulum membrane
Molecular function (GO): phosphatidylinositol-4,5-bisphosphate binding
Source: RefSeq, a predicted model, not a curated record